This is a messenger RNA of Dentiscutata erythropus, 298 nucleotides long. Lineage: Eukaryota; Fungi; Glomeromycota; Glomeromycetes; Diversisporales; Gigasporaceae. The record is from the annotation of a GenBank genome assembly.
UAAUGCCGAUAUAUGUGAGAGAUUAUCAGAUUUAGGAGUAAUAUCUGAUGCAUUUUUAUCAACUCCAGAAUUAACAGCAGACAUUGAUUCUCCAUCAUCAUCAUCAGAUAAUAAUGGUGGUGGUGAAAAUUCUCUACCAGAUAAUGAUGUUAAAGAACCACCAGAUGAACAAUCAUCAUCAUCCAUAUCAUCAAAGGAGAAGAAAUCAAAAUCAUCACCGAUAACGGAGAUGUUAUAUACAAAAUGGCUUGAUCAAUUACGAAUUAAAUGGCCAAUAGGAUUUGGUUCAGGUUCAUAA